UGUUGUUUUGAGGGGGACUUGCGUUUUUGGGGUUUAAGAGAUAUCACUGGUUGUGGAUUAAGAAAUUCCUACGAUAUCCAUUCAAAUCCCCUUAAUCACUGCAAACCACUAAUACAUAUCAUUCUAAAUAAUCCAUCGAUAUACCACUAAAUCCUCAGAUAUCCCUUCAAUUAUUCCAAGCAGAAAGAGAAAAAUGAGCGAGCUUUACUCCUAGAGGAAAAAAGCAAGAAAAUAGAAGAGUCCGCAUCCCAUUUGAGGACAGGUAGGACAUCAACUGGACAUUUGCUGUAGAGUAAAUAUCGGUUUUAUUAGAUCCUUUAUUGUAAAGUAAAUAUAGAGUUGCUGUAGAGUAAAUAUAGGGUUUCCAAUUUUUAGAAACCGUUGUAAUAAUUUAAAAUAAAUUUAUUAAUAUUUUUAAACUAAUUAUUAGCUCGGAAUCAAAUGCUUAUGACUUUAGAAGAGGCAGAAUCAGAAGAGGAUGUUAUAUAUAGAGCAAUCUUCUCUCCAUUCAAAUUAGUUGAAACAACAGAUAAUCCACAUAUAGAAGUUUUUUUGAGUGUUUAUUAUCGCCAACUCGAAUUGCCCGAAGAAGCUAAAUUAACAAGUCAAGAAUGUUUUACUUUAAUAGAAAAUAUGGACAUAAAUCCAACAAAUUCAACCCCAAAUAUUCCUUUUUAUUAUUAUUACCAUUACAAAAUUAAUUCAAAUAUUUUACAAAAUAAACUUGAACAAUUUAUUUUAAAUAAUUAUUUUAUUAAUUUAAUUGUUAAUGAAAAUGUUAAUUUAAAUGAAAGAGAAUAUCUCAGUGAAGAUGUUUUUGAUUUAUAUUAUUCACCUGAUGGUGAUGGGAGUGCUGUGCCUCAUAUGCGUUUGGGAUUGUUUGUUAAUAUUUACAAUCAUUGUGUUACAAUUAUAAAUGAACAUAAUGCUAAACAAAGUGAAGAAGAAGACAAAAGUGAGUGACGUGAAGGUUAUGGGGAAGAUACUGAAAAGGAUACAAUGAUUGAAAGAUGUAAUUGAAAG
Meloidogyne enterolobii is the source of this 1023-nucleotide messenger RNA. The record is from the annotation of a GenBank genome assembly. NCBI's taxonomy places the organism in Eukaryota, Metazoa, Nematoda, Chromadorea, Rhabditida, Meloidogynidae.